Molecule: messenger RNA, 345 nt
Organism: Mesocestoides corti
Lineage: Eukaryota; Metazoa; Platyhelminthes; Cestoda; Cyclophyllidea; Mesocestoididae
Source: the annotation of a GenBank genome assembly
AUGGAAGCAUCGACACCUGGACCCAAUUCGACGCGGGAAGACGUCGUCGAAGUAUUUGAGACUGUACCCGGAACAGCGUCUGGAUUGCUGCCGCCAUGUAUUUCCUCGUUGGCAGAGCAACAAAUCUGCCCACCGGAUUCCAGGUCUGACAGCGCGGGCGAAGCAGUUAAACGAUUCGUUCCCUCAGUGGACUACCUAAGGGUUGCGCGUGCAUCUCUAAAGAAAAUUCCACCACAAAUCAAGACAUCCAACACUGGCACCCCUACCGGCUCGUCGAGCACAGAAGCCAACAUACCCGCCCAACAAAACGGUUUGUUGUGCUGGUUCAUUUUGCUUGAAUUAUGA